This is a messenger RNA of Sclerotinia trifoliorum, 2942 nucleotides long. NCBI's taxonomy places the organism in Eukaryota, Fungi, Ascomycota, Leotiomycetes, Helotiales, Sclerotiniaceae. The record is from the annotation of a GenBank genome assembly.
UGAGCCAUUGCGGUGUGGAAGUCACCAUAUCCAACUAUUUGUUUUUCCCAUUACAAUUAUCAGGUACUCUUUCAAUUAAUCCAUCGAAACAUUGACAUUUUUUUCUCAUCUUGAAGAAAACAAAUUUGAACCAUCAAAUCAUGACUAUUCGUGUUAAUUCUUCCAUAUUCACCCCCGAGGUGUUGAUUUCUACACCUCGGAGAUCAUCAGCAACUCCAAACGCAGAUGGUAAAUUGGCGUUAUAUACCGUAUCGACCUAUUCUUUUCAAUCCCAUUCCAAGAGCUCCAGAAUCAAUGUCUUAGACAUUGGCACUGGUGAAAGUUCAACUCUGAGCGAUGAUGCGAGUGACAGUGAGCCAGUUUGGUUAGGAUGGAAGAAUGAGGUGCUAUGGUUGAGGUCUGGAGAGAAGGGAUCUACACAUCUGGUGCUUGCUGAUGCAGACAAUCCGGGAAAGAAGUAGACAUGACUUGAUCCAUCCAUGAAUAAACUUUUGCUGACAGCUUGUAGGCCAAAGAUUGUCACGACUUUCGAUGGUGCUAUCUCUAACAUAAAGCUUACAGCUCUUGCUCCGGACGUUGUGGCCAUAGCUGUUACUGGUGUGUAUUAAUUGUUAUAAACUUAUUCCUCUCUCUCGUUUUGAAUUACCAUUUCAACUGAGAAUCCAACUCCAUGUGAAACAAUAGAUCAGUAUGAAUGAUCUACAGUUUUAGUCACAUCACAGGACAAUACAUCAGCUUUUAGAAUAUAAUAUUGCUUCUGGUAUAGCUAAUUUCCAUUAUUUUUAGGCUUGGUGACUCCAACUGGAAAGUUAUAUAAUGCUGAGACGGCCAAGAAGCCUCUAUCAACUGCUAAAGCAUACUCAAAGCUAUUUGUGAGAGAAUGGGAUUCAUGGGUUACGGAAAACAAGAAUGCCAUUUGGUAUGCAACGAUCACAAAAGGCCGGGAUUCCGACGAUGUUCAUUUUUCUGGACUGGUAAACGCUUUAGCGGGCCAUAAAAUAUCCCUCGAGUCUCCAGUGCCACCAUUUGGAGGAACAGGAGAUUUUGAUAUCAGCAAAAACGGCAUAGUUUUUGUUGCCAAAGAUCCCAAUAUUAACCCAGCCAACUACACGAAGACAGAUCUAUACUACAUUCCCCUGAAGACAUUCACAGAGUCUGGAGCUCCUACUCCUCAGUUGGUCGAGACUGGCAAUCUAAAAGGCUACAGUCUAGGACCAGUGUGGUCCCCAGAUGCGAAGUCGGUGAUUUUCACAAGAAUGAAAAGUAUGCGACACGAAAUUUUACUGUAAUAGAAGACAAAGAUCUAACAAAAUUCAGAUAUUCAGUACGAAACUGAUAAGACCAGGCUUCUGUUAAUACCUGAUAUUACUGACCUCACAAACGUUCAAGAAUUCUUUGAAACGGAGGACGGAAAAGGUGGAUGGGACCUGAAACCCGAGAAUGUUACUUUCAGUCGAGACGGGAAAGAAAUAUACAUAACGGCGGAAGAGAACGGUCGAGUGAAACUAUUCAAGCUACCAGCUUCUCCACGCCAUGCUACAAAAUUACCCGAAGCUCUAACCAGUAACGGAACUGUUACGGACAAGCACGUUCUUCCAAGUGGUGAAUUAUUCUUUAGUGGGAAUUCCUUGAUUGACAACAGUGUCUAUUCCAUAAUUGACCCCGGUGAACCUUCCAAAAAAAUUACCGUUUCAUCUAGUUCUGAUGAGGGAAGAGCUUUCGGGCUUUCACAGAAGCAAGUCGAUGAAUUUUGGUUCACAGGAGCCGAAGAUUAUAAAGUCCACGCGUGGGUAUUUCGACCAUCAAACUUCGAUGAAAACAAGAAGUAUCCUCUUGCGUACCUCAUUCAUGGUGGAGUAAGUAAUUUAACAUUUGACAACGAAUAUUCAUGUUUUACUAAUUAUACUUAGCCACAAGGUGCAUGGAAUGAGGGAUGGAGCACGCGAUGGAAUCCAGCGGUUUUUGCCGAACAAGGUUAUGUUGUGGUCACUCCAAAUCCUACUGGAAGCAGUGGUUAUGGUAUGGCCUUGCAAGAUGGUAUCAAAGGCCAGUGGGGAGGACGACCAUAUAUUGACCUUGUGAAAGGAUUCGAGUACAUCGAGAAGAACCUGUAAGCUCUUAGAACAUAGUUCCUGCUUCCACAUAUCUGAGCAAUAUUAAUCCAUGCUAGAUCUUACGUCGAUACCAACCGUGCUGUAGCUUGUGGAGCUAGCUAUGGUGGAUUCAUGGUAAACUGGAUUCAAGGCCACGAUUUGGGUCGUAAAUUCAAAGCUCUCGUAACCCACGAUGGUGUCUUCUCAACCCUGAACCAAUAUGCAUCCGAAGAGUUAUUCUUCCCCCAUCAUGAUUUCGAAGGUACACUCUGGGAUAAUCCCGAAGGAUACCAGAAAUGGAAUCCAGCCAGCCACACUGCAAAUUGGCAAACACCCCAUCUCAUUAUCCAUAACGAUUUGGAUUAUAGAUUGCCCAUCUCAGAGGGUCUCGCACCCUUUAACGUGUUGCAGACACGUGGAGUAGAAAGUAGAUUUUUGACGUUCCCAGAUGAGAAUCAUGUGAGUUGUCUUUAUUCCGCUGAGAUGUAUAUUGGACUAUUACAGUGAAUGACGCUAAUGCUGUGUCAUAGUGGGUGUUGAAGCCUGAGAAUUCUCGAGUCUGGCAUAAGGAGGUGUUUGACUGGAUUAAUAAAUACAGUGGUAUUACCAAGGAGAAUGAAGAGUUGAGGAGGGAGAUUGAGAAAUUGAGUGUGAUUUAGGACCCUAAGUAGGGUGGGACCAUACACAUAUGGAUGCAAUGAAGGCAAAUUGAUUUUCGAGAGUGCUGGAACGAUGAUGAUGACCGGAGUAUGAAUACAAUGAGUAACAAGGCAUGAUCUUAUGAAAAGCAGGCAUAUAGAGAACAAAUCUUAUUCUCUCAACCUUCAAAUCGGCAUCUCUAUCAUUUAU